Messenger RNA from Saccostrea echinata, 1563 nucleotides. RefSeq names its product ras-related and estrogen-regulated growth inhibitor-like. Gene Ontology annotation, molecular function: GTPase activity; GTP binding. The coding region runs from base 514 to 1164 and encodes 216 amino acids. The transcript has 4 exons. The record is from RefSeq and is a predicted model, not a curated record. Lineage: Eukaryota; Metazoa; Mollusca; Bivalvia; Ostreida; Ostreidae.
CAACUCGGCUAUUUUCUGCAUGGUAGCUGAAGACAAGGACAGUGCAUUUUGUCUGUGGACUGAAAAGUACGUCUCAAAACAAUAGACUAGUCUAAGUUUAGACCACUUGAAACGGUCAGGAAUUUUUCAUCUCGUGAAUUUAAAGAAUCUUGGUACAUACUCGGAUUAUAGUUUGUAUCAUUGAAAGGGACGGUUCAAAAAUCGGAUUAAAUUGUUUUUCCGGCGAUUCUUUGAACAAUGCUAAAUUUUUUUGUCUAUGUUAUGUGUCAAAAACGAUUUUGUCGAAGCUUGAUCCCAGAGGAUGGUUAUGAAAGGUUUUAAGAAUUAACUGUGGCAUCCAAAGGUUUAUGUAUCGGACAGUAACUCGGAUCAACAAAAAUGCAGCACGCAAAGCCCAGCUGACGAUCUGUCAACAACUAAACGGCGUGUUUUAAUUUAAACAUUUUUUACUCUUAUCAGUACCAAACUUGGACAAAUCCUUUGUAAUUUGGUUUGAAAAAGCGACCAUUUUCCAUGCCGAUGUCUGCUAUGACGUCAAACGGAAAGACGAAGCCGACUCCAGAAAUCAAACUUGCCGUCCUUGGACGAGCCGGUGUCGGCAAGUCGGCCUUGGUGGUAAGGUUUUUAACCCGGAGGUUCAUAUGGGAGUACGACCCCACGUUAGAAUGCACCUACAAGCAUGUCGCCACUGUAGACGACGAACUCGUUAAUAUGGAGAUUCUGGACACGGCAGGGCAGGUAGAAGCUUUGCAGAGAGAGGGUCACAUUCGAUGGGCUGACGGAUUUAUUUUUGUUUAUGCAAUAAAUGACCGGCAGAGUUUUGAAGAAGUAAUGAAAAUGAAGGAUUACUUAGACGAUAUAAAGAAAACAAAUGUUCAGUGUGUUUUAGUGGGAAAUAAAGUUGACUUAAUGCGUGAACGUGAUGUAAGCACAGCAGAAGGGAUGAAGCUUGCAACGGAAAUGGCAUGCGCAUUCUUUGAGACUUCCGUUUGUGACGGAAGUGAAGAGAUAUAUGAACUAUUUUACGAAUUAGCACGUGAAGUAAAAAGACGAAAACUUAUAGAAAAUAAACCUCGUCGACGAAGUUCGGCACAACAAGUGAAGCAAGUCUUUACAAAAAUGUUUAAUACAAACAAGCAGACAAACAGACAGAGUUCUAUGUGAUAUUUAUUACAAUGUGCAAACCAUAUUCCAGUCUUAAAAAAAAUCAAUAAACCACAAGGUGUGUUUGUUAUGAGUCACCCGGAUUAUUUACGAAAAAAAGACAUAUGUACUUUCCAAUCAUAUAUCGUAAGAUUACUUACAACUAUCUAUUGCAUUUGCACUUUACGUCAUCUGCUAUACCAGAUGUUGCCAGGUGUCACGUGAUGGUGCGUGUCGGGGUGUAAUUGACGUUCAUCUACGUGGACAUCGAUUUCACGCGUCACUAAUGUACAUGACGGUUACGAACUUUGCAUUGUAAAUCAAUCUGUUUGUGAUAACGACAUAAAAGUACUCUAACUUGUCAAUGAAUGGUCUACUUGGUCAAGUUUUCAUACAGCAUAAAAAUAUUCUGUCUUGGAA